Messenger RNA from Nylanderia fulva, 708 nucleotides. Lineage: Eukaryota; Metazoa; Arthropoda; Insecta; Hymenoptera; Formicidae. The record is from RefSeq and is a predicted model, not a curated record.
CGAUGAUGAUGAUGAUGCCGACGUCGACUCCGGCAACGAUGAUGAUGCCGACGUCGACUCCGGCAACGAUGAUGAUGCCGACGGCGAUGCCGCCGCCGACCCCGGCAACGAUAAUGACGACGCCGACGUCGACUCCGACGGCGAUGCCGCCGCCGACCCCGGCAUCGACGGCGAUGCCGACGACGACUCCGGUACCGGGAAAAAAUGUGAAAAAGCGCAUAAAUGAGGCCAUACGACGGGCCGUAAAUAAAGAGCGGCGAAAAUUCAACCGAAGACCCGGACCUGCACAAAAAUAUAUGCCCGAGCCACCCAGAGGUUAUUAUAUUCCUGCACCAGGAUAUAUAACCGGCGCAGGAGGAUACGCUCCCGCGCCAGGAUAUGUGCCCGGUGCCGCAGGAUACAUGCCGGCACCGGGAUAUGUGCUUGGCGCAGUAGGGUACGCUCCCGCGUCAGGUUAUGUGCCUGGUGCUGCAGGGUACGUACCUGCACCGGGAUAUAUGCCCGGGCCUGCAGGAUACGUACCUGCACCGGGAUAUACGCCCGGGAUAUACUAUAAGUAGGGUAAAGGUACCGAUCUCAUAAUUAAAACGUAAUUAUCAAUUACACAUCAAACUAAUCAUCAUUUGAAAAACAAUGCCCUGAAUAUUUACUUUUGUUAGCAGUAUAAAGUUAUAAAUACAGAUAUAAAUAUAUAUGUAGUACACAUAU